Messenger RNA from Exophiala xenobiotica, 2852 nucleotides. RefSeq lists its product as uncharacterized. The transcript is spliced from 2 exons. The record is from RefSeq and is a predicted model, not a curated record. Gene Ontology annotation, biological process: protein dephosphorylation. NCBI's taxonomy places the organism in Eukaryota, Fungi, Ascomycota, Eurotiomycetes, Chaetothyriales, Herpotrichiellaceae. The coding region runs from base 564 to 2291 and encodes 575 amino acids. Gene Ontology annotation, molecular function: cation binding; protein serine/threonine phosphatase activity.
AUUCAUCUCCUCGCACUGCUGCCUCCCUCUUCCAUCAUCAUCAGCCAUCAGCUUUCCUACUCGUACUCGAUCGAGAAUCUCCAUUGCUACCGAGCCACUCAUCUGUCUAGGACGCUAGGCUCCCCCUCUUUGCCUGCGAACACGCUCCUUCACAUACAUCACCACCCUGACCAAUUCACUCCUCUUUGUGUGCUGGACUGACUGGACGCCUUUGGCCUCUCUACUGCUCGUGACCCAAACAAUCUGGAACUCAACAUCGAUCAUCCUCAUACUUACCCUCUUUAUCCUUCUCUCCCAACCACUAUUUCAUUCUGUGUGCUCCUUCUUACGCCUUGGGACUCGACGACCUUCCUGCACCCAGCCUUCCUCCCUAGCCGCCGACACCUUGCAUUCCACCACUGAACCGAGCCGAUCCUACGACGCAUCUGCCCUACCCUGUGCAAAUCUCUCCUCCUACCCUUUUCUCCUUUUGCCACGACCCCGUGCUCCGCCUCGUCAAGCCUUUCAAGCUGGCGGGCACCAACGAGCGGAGAACCUCCACGCAUGGAGGAUUUCUCAAUCGCAUGUUUGGAAAGAAAGACAAGGAUGUAGAUUCGGAUUCUAUACCUUCUCAUACAAGCACCGACGGCAAUCUCAACCUUGCAGGCUCGCCAAAUAGUCCCACCGCCAUCAAGACCAACGACCUUAGCCCCAAGUCAGAAACGCCAGGCCAGAAACCCUCCGAAGACAACGCUCCCUCUCCCAAAGACGAACAGAAGAAGCGCAGGAGUAGUAGCGCCAAAGCCAAGGAGAUAUUCACCCAAGCCAAAAAUUCGCUGAUGCACGGAGACAAGGACGGCCCUCAAACGCCCAUGCAAAAGCUCUCAAAAACGGACGCCGCCCUGAGCGUGCCGCAAGGCUCUCUCAACAACUCGGCUGGCGAAUCCCGCCCUACGCCUAAUUCGUCUUUUUUGGUGGGAGUGACGGAAGACAAGAACAAGAAAUGUCGUCGUACUAUGGAAGACACCCAUUCCUACCUCUACAACUUCCUCGGAACACCUGCGCCUGUCCUCACAGACAACGCUCUCACCCAGAAGAAGUCGUUGGAAGACCGAAAUAGCUUGAGCACGGUACCUUCGGAGCCGGGACACCAUGUCGUCGAGACUGACAACGGCUAUUUUGCCAUCUUCGACGGUCAUGCGGGCACAUUUGCUGCCGAGUGGUGCGGGAAGAAGCUGCACAUCCUCCUCGAGGACUUGAUGCGCAAAUAUCCCAAUACCCCGGUGCCCGAAUUGCUUGACCAGGCAUACACCUCGGCGGACAAUCAACUCGAGAAGCUACCCUUAAAGAACAGUGGUUGUACUGCCAUCACAGCUGUAUUGAGAUGGGAGGACCGUGUCCCCACCAAUAACUCUGCCACUGGUUCUCAGGCCAUCGCGGCACUAGCCGCAGCAGCCGCGAAAGAGGCGGAGAAGAAUGAAAAGAAGGACGAGACUAACGAGGCUACACCGCGCUCAAAUUCCACGGCAGAAGCGGCAGCGGCGGCGAUUCAAGAGGCCAAAACCAAGGCUACACGGCAACGAGUAUUGUAUACUGCUAAUGUUGGUGACGCCCGGAUUGUGCUAUGUCGAAAUGGAAAGGCUCUUCGUCUUUCAUAUGACCACAAGGGCAUGGAUGAGAAUGAGGGUAAGCGAAUCACGAAAGCAGGCGGACUGAUCUUGAACAACCGGGUCAAUGGAGUUUUGGCCGUAACUCGUGCGUUGGGCGAUUCUUACCUGAAAGACCUGGUUACUGGACAUCCUUAUACCACAGAAACCGUCAUCCAACCCGACCAAGACGAGUUUCUGAUUCUGGCUUGCGACGGAUUGUGGGAUGUCUGUUCUGACCAAGAAGCCGUGGAUUUGGUCCGUAAUGUGCAUGAUCCUCAACAAGCCUCCAAGGCUUUGGUAGACCAUGCACUGGCCCGGUUCUCGACCGACAACCUAUCCGUGAUGGUUGUUCGUUUCGACCCGAACAAGUUGCAACAAAAUACCAAGAUCGGUAUUGGAGUCGAGGCAGAGGGCGACAAGGACAAAGGUGCCAUCAGUGAAGUCGAAAUGAUUGUUUCAGAAGCACGACGACAUUCUGGCAUUGGAGAGGAGGCAGCUGUGUCUGAUCAGGAUUCGGAAGAAUUGAGACAAAUGGUGAUCAGGGAGGCAGAAACCGAGGAAGAGGAGCCAGGCCCGGAGUUGACCCCCGAAGGAAAAGGAGAAGCGGAGAAGAUAUUGUCUUCCAAGCAGGAAGACACGGAGAUGAAGAGCGAAGGAAGCUGAUGUUACUGUUCAUGGAAGGCAUUUGAAGAGGAUCAGCUGGUUUAGAGAAGGAGCUUGGACGCAGCACAUCCCCACAGUGAAGUGAGGCACUUUGACAGCUUCGCCGAUUGUGAAGAGACCUUGUGAAUUGCCAUACCGAGCCCAAGUCUCGGAUGCUGUGGUCAGCUGGAUGCUUGCUCAGGCUUGGACUGUUCAGGAUACGAGGUGCUCCCCUCCGUUCGGAGCGCGGGUCAUUCGUGGAUUCAGUUGAAUACAAAGGCAUCCACGUCUUGAGUGAUGAUUGUUUGAAAUGCAUGAUAGGUCUAUUCGAGAAGAAAUGGGGCCAAGGAAGCCAUGAUCACUUUAUGUACGGAAUGAACGAGAGGUGCGAUCGAUUUCAUGUUGGAGUCUUUUCCACAUAGAGAGGUACCAUGGCGCUCAUGGCUGACGAAGAUAUAUCAACGAGGCUACGAGGGACCUGAGGUGUGUCCACUGGCUCCGCGGCGGGCAAAAGGUGACAGUACCAUAUCUCGUUACAUACCUAGCCAUCUUCCGGCGGCUCCAUUUGAGGACUGAGAUGGG